Molecule: messenger RNA, 3034 nt
Organism: Physcomitrium patens
Lineage: Eukaryota; Viridiplantae; Streptophyta; Bryopsida; Funariales; Funariaceae
Source: RefSeq, a predicted model, not a curated record
GAAGCAGACUGAGAGGGAGAAGGAGAAGAAGAGGCGCCUGCAAGAUUUGGUUUUAUUCGUCGCAACGGCGUUGUGUUUUUACCAUAUUUGCCAGAAAACAUGCGAGACAGAGAGAGCGAGCGAGAGAGAGAGAGAGAACUGGGAUUCGAAUCCAAUUAGGAACCUCCUCGUCCUCCUCGCGGAGUAGGACAGACUGACGGAAGGACGGACGAAAAUGAGUCGGUCGCUGUCUGUCCCGUCCUUUUGUCCUUAAAAGCGAUUGCGAGGCGCAGCGUGUCCCGUUAGCCUUCGAUUGACCAGUGUGUCUCGUUGCGGGCUUGGCUUGGGCUUGGGCUUGGGCUUGGAUUCGAUAUGUGGCGAAGGCUGUCAGGUAGGAUAUUUACAAAAACCAUUAUGAAAAGUAAUUCAGUUAGGAUUGUCCAAUUCUACGGAUGGGAGCAUUUCGCAAUGGCACUUGCUUCGCACACCAGGUCGAAGUAUUCGUGGCAGCGCUGGGGUGUCUCCGUCAUGACAUCAAUUUCCUGGACAAAUAUCUUUGCGGAAGUAAUUGGGAGUCUGGGAUGUGGGGUUCUGUAGUUUAUAUAUAACAGGUCAUCAUGGGGGCUUACAGUCAAGAAUUGAAUGGGAGUCGGUGCACGCAUUCGGAGCUCACGGCAUCGGCCAAUAAUGUUGAUUGUGAAACGCCGCGAGGCAGCGGGAGCAAAGCAAAAUUUGGAGCCAUUCGUGCCAUUAUUGGUACCUCCAAAUUACGUAAUUCUCUCAAAAGGCGGCGCGGAGGUGGUUUUCAUAGAUCGAAAAACUUAUCUCUGCCGAUCGAAGAUGUACGUGAUGUGAAGGACCAGCAAGCUGUCGAAGAAUUUCGCAGGGAUCUUAUUACCCGAAAUCUACUACCUGAGCUCCAUGAUGAUUACCACGUUCUUUUGAGGUUUAUCAAGGCAAGAAAAUAUGAUGUCAAGAAAGCAGCAGAGAUGUGGAAAAACAUGUUAGCUUGGCGCAUGGAGUUUGGGACAGAUACAAUUGAUGAGGACUUCAAAUUUACAGAAAUUGACAAAGUGAGGAAUUACUAUCCUCAAGGGUAUCAUGGGGUGGAUAAAGAAGGCAGGCCUGUGUACAUUGAAAGAAUUGGAAAAAUCCAUGCACAGAAUUUGAUGGAAGUUACUACACUUGAUAGGUAUCUGAAAUACCACGUACAGGAGUUUGAAAAGCUACUAAACUUGAAGUUUCCAGCAUGCUCUGUUGCAGCCAACCGCCACAUUGACACCACCACUACCAUUCUCGAUGUAGCUGGAGUGGGUCUGAAGAAUUUCUGUAAACCUGCCCGAGACUUGAUCGUUGCCAUUCAGAAAGUUGAUAGCGAAAAUUAUCCCGAGACGUUGGCGCAGUUAUUCAUUGUGAAUGCCGGACCGGGCUUCAAAAUGCUUUGGGGCACUAUAAAGGGCUUCCUGGAUCCUCAUACAGCAGCAAAAAUACAUGUCAUUGGCAAUAACUACCAGAAGAAACUGCUGGAGAUUGUUGAUGAAAGUAAUUUGCCUGAUUUUCUGGGUGGAACCUGCACAUGCCCAGCAGAAGGUGGAUGUAUGCAGUCUGAUAUGGGUCCUUGGAAGGAUCCGGAUAUAUUGAAGGUUGUAUUAGCGGCAGCUCAAGGAAAAGGUGCACGAGAUAGCGUCUCUUCUGCAACAGAUUUUGCUGAUUCUUGUCGAUUUGAGGACAUAAAGAGGGAAGUUGGGCAUGAAGUUGACGAAGCACAUGAAGAUUUUUUCGCAGAUGUAGGGGAGAAGAGUGUGACUCAUCCUAAUCUUAAAGUGUCACCUGUGAAAGAACAGAGAUUAGGGAAUGGAGAACCCACCGGUGGAUUUAGUAGAAAGGAUGAGAGUCCAACUUUUAACGGAACUUCUGGACUUGUAUGGACGACAGGCACAAGCGCUUGGUCAACGUUGUGGUCUCUGUUCUUGGCCGUCCUGGAUUGUUUGAGUCUACCUUACCGCCUAGUAUCAAGCAAGUCACAAGUGAAGGAUUCACAGGACUGGAUGAAGGCAGACGAGUUUGCGAGAUUAUCCUGUCUUAUUUCCAAUCGUGUGGCACGGCUUGAGGGUGAAGUCACCAUGUUAUCCUCAACGUGUAGUUUGGCCAGUAAGAAACAUACUGUGGAUCCCUCUGCAGAGAGGAUCAAAUGUCUUGAAGCAGAGCUUGCAGAAACAAAAAAGGACAUCAAGGAGAUAAUUGCGAAGCAACAGGACCUUAUAGUAGCAAUUGAACAAAUGGGAGAGUACCGGAAGAUGAAACAGAAGCCAAUCUUCUAUUGUUGGUGAUUUCGCAACUCUUCUGCACCUACAAUACAACGGUUUUAUCUACUAUGAGCAUACGAUGUUGCGGAUUGCAUGUGUCCUUUCAAUCGUUUGCAGCCAACCUGGAGCAACCACAAGUUGUUCGUUGUUGAUUUGAAGAAGCAGCCAACUGCUCGAAUACAGUAAGAGUCUGACAGUAGACUCAAUCAGCACUAUAGAAGAGAAUAUUGUUGCUGUUUCAGGUAAUGAAGUAGCCACAGCAGUUAUAUGCUUUGAAGAACUGUCGAUCACAUGGCUGCGUCGAUGGGCUACCGCAUUCAGUUCCACUACCAUGGCUUUAUCCACUGGUCUAUGUGGACUCGCAUAGACUCCUGGGUUUACUGAAAAUAUUUUUAAAGUAGCCUGAUACUGGGCAGGUGAAAGUGAAUUAUCUGCAUCGAGCAGAAUAGAAAUAAUUUACACUAGUACGUGACUCUUUGGAAGUUCCCAAUGUGGCUCUUGAUUUACAACCAAUAGCCCUUGCUUUAACAGGGGGUAUUACUCCAUUCUCUUGACUCAGCUCGUGAUUUCGUAGAAAUUAGUGCACACGCAUUUCACAGCACUUAUAUCAUUUCUGUAAAUUUAACCAUCACUUUACAGGUGAGUAUGAAUAUAUAUAUAUAUAUAUAUAUAUAUAUAUUCAUGAUGCCUGCAAGAGUGCUAAUUCUGUAGUAUUUAAGGUAUUAAUUACUUUGUGAAAUUUGGGCCCA